GAGUUACCAACAUAAAAGGUGGAGUAUUUGUGGGAAAAGAAACAGGAAAUAAUGUGGAAAAGAGGAAUAACGAAACCAACAACAAAGGAAACGAGUCAAAACUAGGAUUUGACGAUUACGUUUUUUCGCUCUAUGAGGUGGGACGUAUACUCGGCGAUGGUAAUUUCGCCGUUGUUCGCCACUCUCGUAAGAAAGAAACAGGUCAGGAGUUCGCCAUAAAAGUUAUAGACAAGGCGAAGUUGAAAGGGAAGAACCAUAUGGUGGAGAAUGAGAUAGAUAUUCUCAAAGACUGUUGCCACCACAAUAUCGUCAGGUUAUUUGAAGAGUAUGAGACAGCCAGUCGUAUCUACCUCGUCAUGGAGUUGGUCAAGGGUGGAGACCUGUUUGAUGCCAUCACACAGAACGUCAAGUUCCCAGAGGUUGAAUCGGCACUGAUGGUCAAAGAUCUCUGCAACGCCCUUUUCUACAUGCAUUCUCGGAGUAUCGUACACAGGGAUCUGAAACCGGAGAAUUUGUUGGUUCACAGAGGUAAAGAUGGAAGGAUCACUCUCAAGUUGGCAGACUUUGGGCUUGCUAUGGAAGUCAAACAGCUCAUCUACACAGUUUGUGGUACUCCCACUUAUGUGGCUCCAGAAAUACUCUCUGAUACAGGCUAUGGUCUGGAAGUGGACAUGUGGGCCGUGGGAGUGAUAACUUACAUCUUGCUAAACCAGACAGAGUUGUUCAAGUACAUCAAGACUGGAGAUUUCAAGUUUAUCUCUCCCUACUGGGACAACACAUCCAGAAACCUAAUCAGUCAUCUCUUGGUGGUAGACAGAAAGAAGCGGUACACUGCCACCGACGUGCUGUGCCACAAGUGGGUUCUGU
Molecule: messenger RNA, 867 nt
Organism: Candidula unifasciata
Lineage: Eukaryota; Metazoa; Mollusca; Gastropoda; Stylommatophora; Geomitridae
Source: the annotation of a GenBank genome assembly